Xyrichtys novacula (pearly razorfish) is the source of this 2751-nucleotide messenger RNA. The record is from the annotation of a GenBank genome assembly. NCBI's taxonomy places the organism in Eukaryota, Metazoa, Chordata, Actinopteri, Labriformes, Labridae.
GUGGAGGAAUUUCCAGUCUGAGUGAGGAUAAAAGCAUGCAGGCCAGCACAGGUAGGCAAUACAACACUGACAGAUCAGCUGCUGGGAUCAUAAACACAAUAACAGAGCUUCAGCUAAACUUCUCCUCGCUUUACAAGGUAAUCUGACUCUUCAUUUAAAUGUUUCUUUUGUCUUAAGUCAGAGCAGAUCUGAAAAAGAGGAUCUUCGCGUUUCUUUUUGCUGCUCUUCAGUUUAGUUUGAUCUGGUUACAGUUUUCACUUUUAUGACUCUUAACUGCUUCAUUUUUUGAAGUAAUAUGCUGUCGGAUCUGUCUUUUUAGAGUAACUGCUUUUAAAAGGGUGUCAGUGUCAGGUUUUAUGGGGAUAUAAAUCACUGCAGUUAACAGAGGGUAUAAACUGGUAAAUAAUGUACUUGUACUGUGAAGAUUUUUAACUGGAUACAAAACAGACUGAGAUUAACGCUGAUGCCUCUUUGUGUUAUAUGAAAGCAAACAAGACCAUUAGAGACAAGAGUGAUCACUUCUCUGGUGGUAUAUUUUUAAAGUCUGUCACUGGUGCUGCAUGGUGGGUGUCAGAAGACUGACAGGCUUGUACUCACCUUUCAAAAUGCCUUCAGCUGUAUCACUUCACAGGAGCUUUAAGGAUUAAAAUAUUAAAAUCAAAACUUCAUCGACACAGAUUUGUUUCCAUGUCUGUUUUUGUGAUAUGAUGGACUAAUUACUUUUUGUCUUCCUGCAGAUCUCUCUUGAUUCAGAAAAAACAAAAAUGGACUCCAAGAUGCAGUACAACAUGAGUGAGAAAUGGGCCCCCAGGAUGCCUAAAGGGGUGGACUUGGAGAUUACCCAUCACCCUCUGAAGAUGAAGGACGUGGUCAACCUCAUUGUCGCCAUGGAGAGGCUGAAGGGCGGCGUGUCUGAGUCGCUGCGGAGCACCGAGUUCAGAGACGAAAACCUGCUGGACAUAAUGCUGGAGAGCAUCGUGGAAGGUAAACCCACACAAGUGGCUUCAGGAACCAAACUUGAUGUAGUUUAAAGUCUGUGUUAAAAGAAAUGUUGAAACACUCCUAAAAGUCUAAGUGGAUCUUUACACAAAGAGAAAUUACUCCUUGAGGAAUCCUUCACUUUUACAAACCAGCAGAUAAAAACUAAAAGGGAAUAAACAGUUAACAUGCUUUUGUUCUAUGUUGAUUUUUCUGUGGCUUGAGAUCAGCCCAACCCAGUAACACUCAGGUCUUUCCACUCACACACUUUUCUUGCUCUUACUUGGCCUGAUCAGAGUUUAUCUUCUGUCAGACUUAGUUUAUAGUUUGUUAAACAUGACUUUUUCUGCUUUAUAAACCCCCAAAUUACUCCGGGUAGUGCUCAGAUGUCAGCCUCUUGAGCCUGAUUUCGCAUGAAGAGAUCAGGUUUAUCACAUUUUUCAAUUCCUGUUGUUUCUCAGUAAAAGAAAAUCAACAGUGUAAUUAAUCGUGUGUUCUAAUUUCUGCCUUCCAGAGCGAGUUGUGUUUGAGUGUGAAUCAGCUCCACCACUUCAGUUCAGCAGGACAGGCGUGCACCAGUGCAGCGUGACCGACAGCGAGCAGAGAAGCUUAGUACUGGUUCGAAACAGCAUGGAGCUCCAUGCAGUGAUGCUGCAGGGAGGUGCAGACAAACGCAAAGGUAACUGCGUGGCACAGUCAAGCCGAAUGGUUUUAAAUGAAUCUUUUUGUGGAUUUAGUGCAGCGGAGGUUAUAUACUGUACUCAUAUUCUCUGUUAUCUCCACAGUUCACCUGAACAUGUCUACCUAUGUGCACCCUGCACCCACCACUGCAGCCAGAACUGUGGCCCUGGGUAUCAAGGACACAAAUUUGUACAUGUCCUGUCAUAAGGACGGUGAUGAAGUGACUUUGCAUCUGGAGGUAAAACUCUUACAACAUCAGAUUUUCAGAUCAUGAUAACAAUAAUAUUACAAUAUUUAUGACAAACUUAAAAAUUAAACAAAAUCAGUCAAAUUGGGGAAAAGAUUUAGCCAACGACAUCAGUUACACAUGCUGCUAUUUACAGCAGCAGCAUCUCAAAACAGCAGCCUGAUGAGUCUUCUGACAUUGUUAUUUUUACUCCACAGGAGAUUGAGGAUAAGGACAGCCUGCUGCGCAUCGGAUCGGACAGCAACAUGGUGCGUUUCCUCUUCUACAAGCAGGACAGCGGGCUGAACAUCAGCACCCUGGUGUCUGUCGCCUACAGUGACUGGUUUAUCAGCACAGCAACAGACAACAACAAGCCGGUGGAAAUGUGCCUGGAGAGCGCCCAGCGCCACAGACACUUCAAGAUCCAGCGUCAGAGUUAGAACCUGCCACAGUUACCCAAAGUGAAAUGCUGGUUGAGUUUGACCCUCAUAGGAUCAGAAGUUGGGCGUUAAACUUAUGCUUGUCCUGCUAAUGAACACAAAACCAGCUAAUGUGACAUGUUUUUAUUCAAAGGCAAGUGUCUCAUUAGAAAGUCUUUUUACUGUAUGUACCGAGUACAGAAAAUGAAAUACUUAGUGUAUUGACUUUAUUAAGUUUCUCCACAAAGUGGUAUUGUUGUGCUUUCUAAUGAGCACCCUUUAUAUUUAUUGUGAAAAAAUGACAUGACACAUUGUUUUUGUUAAUGCUUUAUUAUUUAUCUAUUUAUGCAAAAUUUAUACUAAUAUAUUUAUGUGCAAUUCUGCUCACUAACAAAUAUUUAAAUAUUUUAAGAUGAAUCUUAAAUAAAAAUUUUAAAGUAAUUCAAA